Molecule: messenger RNA, 321 nt
Organism: Ogataea parapolymorpha DL-1
Lineage: Eukaryota; Fungi; Ascomycota; Pichiomycetes; Pichiales; Pichiaceae
Product: 60S ribosomal protein L44
Exons: 2
Coding region: 1-321 (106 amino acids)
Biological process (GO): translation
Cellular component (GO): cytosolic large ribosomal subunit; ribosome
Molecular function (GO): structural constituent of ribosome
Source: RefSeq, a predicted model, not a curated record
AUGGUUAACGUUCCAAAGACCAGAAAGACCUACUGCAAGGGCAAGAACUGCAGAAAACACACCCAGCACAGAGUGACCCAAUACAAGGCCGGAAAGGCUUCGCUUUACGCCCAGGGUAAGAGAAGAUACGACCGCAAGCAGUCCGGUUACGGUGGUCAGACCAAGCAAGUUUUCCACAAGAAGGCCAAGACCACCAAGAAGGUUGUGUUGAGACUGGAAUGUGUCAGCUGCAAGACCAAGCUGCAACUCCCACUCAAGAGAUGUAAGCACUUUGAGCUUGGUGGAGACAAGAAGCAAAAGGGUCAAGCUUUGCAAUUCUAA